Caretta caretta (loggerhead turtle) is the source of this 12047-nucleotide messenger RNA. Lineage: Eukaryota; Metazoa; Chordata; Testudines; Cheloniidae. The record is from RefSeq and is a predicted model, not a curated record.
UGCUCAAAUAAAUUGGUUAGUCUCUAAGGUGCCACAAGUCCUCCUUUUCUUUUUGCGAAUACAGACUAACAUGGCUGUUACUCUGAAAAGAGAUGUUAAGAGUAACAAGAAGGGUUUCUUCAGGUAUGUUAGCAACAAGAAGACAGUCAAGGAAAGUGUGGGCCCCUUAAUGAAUGAGGGGAGGCAACCUAGGGACAGAGGAUGUGGAAAAAGCUAAUGUACUCAAUGCUUUUUUUGCCUCUAUCUUCACGAACAAGGUCAGCUCCCAGACUGCUGCACUGGGCAGCACAGCAUGGGUAGGAGGUGACCAGCCCACUGUGGAGAAAGAAGUGGUUCAGGACUAUUUAGAAAAGCUGGACGAGCACAAGUCCAUGGGGCCGGAUGUGCUGCAUCCAAGAAUGCUAAAGGAGUUGGCGGAUGUGAUUGCAGAGCCAUUGGCCAUUAUCUUUGAAAACUCAUGGCGAUCCGGGGAAGUCCCGGACGACUGGAAAAAGGCUAAUGUAGUGCCCAUCUUUAAAAAAGGGAAGGAGGAUCCUGGGAACUACAGGCCAAUCACCCUCACCUAAGUCCCUGGAAAAAUCAUGGAGCAGGUCCUCAAGGAAUCAAUUUUGAAGCACUUAGAGGAGAGGAAAGUGAUCAGGAACAGUCAGCAUGGAUUCACCAAGGGCAAGUCAUGCCUGACUAAUCUAAUUGCCUUCUAUGACGAGAUAACUGGCUCUGUGGAUGAAGGGAAAGCGGUGGACGUGUUGUUCCUUGACUUUAGCAAAGCUUUUGACACUGUCUCCCACAGUAUUCUUGUCAGUAAGUUAAAGAAGUAUGGGCUGGAUGAAUGGACUAUAAGGUGGGUAGAAAGUUGGCUAGAUUGUCGGGCUCAACGGGUAGUGAUCAAUGGCUCCAUGUCUAGUUGGCAGCCGGUAUCAAGUGGAGUGCCCCAAGGGUUGGUCCUCCGGCUGAUUUUGUUCAAUAUCUUCAUAAAUGAUCUGGAGGAUGGUGUAGAUUGCACCCUCAGCAAGUUUGCAGAUGACACUAAACUGGGAGGAGAGGUAGAUACACUGGAGGUUAGAGAUAGGAUACACAGGGACCUAGACAAAUUAGAGGAUUGGGCCAAAGGAAAUCUGAUGCGGUUCAACAAGGACAAGUGCAGAGUCCUGCACUUAGGACGGAAGAAUCCCAUGCACCGCUACAGACUAGGGACCGAAUGGCUCGGCAGCAGUUCUGCAGAAAAGGACCUAGGGGUGACAGUGGACGAGAAGCUGGAUAUGAGUCAACAGUGUGCCCUUGUUGCCAAAUAGGCCAAUGGCAUUUUGGGAUGUAUAAGUAGGGGCAUUGCCAGCAGAUCGAGGGACGUGAUCGUUUCCCUCUAUUUGACAUUGGUGAGGCCUCAUCUGGAGUACUGUGUCCAGUUUUGGGCCCCACGCUACAAGAAGGAUGUGGAAAAACUGGAAAAUGUCCAGCGGAGGGCAACAAAAAUGAUUAGGGGACUGGAACACAUGAGUUAUGUGGAGAGGCUGAGGGAACUAGGAUUGUUUAGUCUGCAGAAGAGAAGAAUGAGGGAGGUUUGAUAGCUGCUUUCAACUACCUGAAGGGGGGUUCCAAAGAGGAUGGAUCUAGACUGUUCUCAGUGGUAGCUGAUGACAGAACAAGGAGUAAUGGUCUCAAGUUGCAGUGGGGGAGGUUUAGGUUGGAUAUUAGGAAAAACUUUUUCACUCGGAGGGUGAUGAAACACUGGAAUGCGUUACCUAGGGAGGUGGUGGAAUCUCCUUCCUUAGAUAUUUUUAAGGUCAGGCUUGACAAAGCCCUGGCUGGGAUGAUUUAAUUGGGGAUUGGUCCUGCUUUGAGCAGGGGGUUGGACUAGAUGACCUCCUGAGGUCCCUUCCAAACCCUGAUAUUCUAUGAUUCUAUGAUUUGACAAUGUGAGAGAUUCUGGGCAAUGUGAAUGUUCCUAGUAUUCUGCGCUUUUAGCUAGCUGUGCCCCUAUUUUGAGGGGGGGUGGGGGAAGAGGCUAUGGGGCGUUUGCUCAUAGUUAAGGGUGGUCUCACUGAUAUACUUGGUCCAUGUGCUGCUUUUUAUGCCAGCUUGGUUCUGCUCCUGGUAUGGCACAUUGAAUCUUGGCAGGAAACUCUAGUGAACUCAGCUACACUAACUGGCCUGAGUGGCUGUGUACAUAUGGACCCAUGGUGCCCGUGCUCCACCAAUAUUCAGAGCACGAGGGCCUGGCUCCACCAAUGUUCAGGCCGGGCCUCUCCCCUGGCCCCGCCCCUGUGUGCUUCCCGCAGAGCGUCCCUCACCGGCUGCUGGCUGGCUCCUUCCACACUGCGCCCACCAGCGCCACUCCACCGCUCCGGCUACAAGGGAGUGGGGUGGGCUGAGGCGGCUGCUGAUGCAGUCAGUGGAGGAAGGAGGCACAUGAGACGUGAUGGCAGCCCUCCCCCGGGCCCUGACCCUUCACCAGUCAGGCCACUCGCUGACAGGGAGCAUCCUCUUCCUCCACCAGGGCCGGUGGAGAGAGGCCCUAGGAGCACAUGCGGUGAGGUGCGGGGUGAGCGUGUUGUCAGCAGCAGCCCACCGACAGCUAUUCUGGGCCCCAGGACAGAUCAAUCAAGGGACCCCCUGCCCGCCUCCCUCCGUCAGGGCCACAAGCCCCCCUGCCCAGAGAAGCCCCGAGUGCUGCCCUCCUCUCCCCCCCGCCAGAGGAGCCCUGGGCCUGCCACAGUCCCAUCCCCCACCUGCCUGGAGGAGCCCCAGGGCAGCGACAGCUGGACUAGGUGACCAGAUAGAAAGUGUGAAAAAUCAGGACGGGGUGGGGAGUAAUAGGUGCUUACAUAAGGAAAAGCCGCCAAAAUUGGGACUGUUCCUAUAAAAUCGGGGCAUUUGGUCACCGUAAGCUGUGUCAACCUGCUCUGGGGAAAAGCUGCAGCAUCUCUUGAUUCAAAGACCCUUUUGAUUCACCAAGGGCAAGUCAUGCCCAACCAACCUGAUUGCCUUCCAUGAUGAGAUAACUGGCUCUGUGGAUAUGGGAAAGGGGUGGCCACGAUAUACCUUGAUUUUGGAAAAGGUUUUGAUACGGUCUCCCACAGUAUUCUUGCCAGCAAGUUAAAAAAGUAUGGAUUGAAUGAAUGGACUAUAAGGUGGAUAGAAAACUGGCUAGAUCGUCGGGCUCAACGGGUAGUGAUCAAUGGCUCCAUGUCUAGUUGGCAGCCGGUAUCAAGUGGAGUGCCCCAAGGGUUGGUCCUCGGGCCGGUUUUGUUCAACAUCUUCAUCAAUGAUCUGGAUGAUGGGAUUAAUUGCACCCUCAGCAAGUUGGCAGAUGACACUAAACUGGGGGGAGAGGUAGAUAUGCUGGAGGGUAGGGAUAGGGUCCAAAGUGACCUAGACAAAUUAGAGGAAUGGACCAAAAGAAAUCUGAUGAGGUUCAACAUGGACAAGUGCAGAGUCUUGCACUUAGGAUGGAAGAAUCCCAUGCACCGCUACAGGCUGGGGACUGACUGGCUAAGAGGCAGUUCAGCAAAAACGGACCUGGGGAUUACAGUGGACGAGAAGCUGGAUAUGAGUCAGCAGAGUGCCCUUGUUGCCAAGAAGUCCAACGGCAUAUUGGGCUGUAUUAGUAGGAGCAUUGCCAGCAGAUGGAGGGAAGUGAUUAUUCCCCUCUACUCUACACUGGUGAGGCCACACCUGGAGUAUUGCGUCCCCUCACUACAAAAGGGAUGUGGACAAACUGGAGAGAGUCCAGCGGAGGGCAACAAAAAUGAUUAGGGGGCUGGGGCACAUGACGUAUGAGGAGAGGCUGAGGGAACUGGGCUUAUUUAGUCUACAGAAGAGAAGAGUGAGGGGGGAUUUGAUAGCAGCCUUCAACUACUUGAAGGGGGGUGCCAAGGAGGAUGGAGGUCGGCUGUUCUCAGCCGUGGCAGAUGACAGAACAAGAAGCAAUGGUCUCAAGUUGCAGUGGGGGAGGUCUAGGCUGGAUAUUGGGAAACACUAUUUUGCUAGGAGGGUGGUGAAGCACUGGAAUGUGUUACCUAGGGAGGUGGUGGAAUCUCCAUCCUUAGCGGUUUUUAAGGCCUGGCUUGACAAAGUCUUGGGUGGGACGAUUUAGUUGGGGAUUGGCCCUGCUUUAAGCAGGGGGUUGGACUAGAUACCUCCUGAGGUUUCCUCCAACCCUGAUCUUCAAUGAUUCUAUUUUCCAUGCAGGUUUCGGGGUGGCUGAGGCAGUGGUAUUUCCAACUCCGCUGCUCCAGAACCUGCACGGGGCAUAUCAAAGCAUCUUUGAAUUAAGAGACGCUUUUCCCCAGAACAGGAAGAGCUACCUUGGCAGCGGCCAGGGCCCCUGGACUCUUUUAAAUCGCCCAGGCCCCUGGGCAAUUGCCCCCUUUACCUCCCACACCCAAUUGGCGGGCCUGGCUGGCGGGAAGAAGGGGAACCCUCCCCCAGAGUUCACUGCUGCCGGCGGGGAGAAGGCUGGGGGAGUCCUCCUCUGGCCCCAGCCCUGAGGCAGCCUGCCUGCACCCCAAACUCCUCACCCCCCUCACAUUGUACAAUAUAGGGAAUCUGUUUCCAGUCCAUUUUUACAUUAUUUUUAAAUAUAUAUAUCCGCUUACAAGGCAAUGGAGGGGGGGCAGGACUUGGACCCGUUCUGGGCACCACCAAAAAUUAUACAAACUUGGCGCCCAUGGCUGUGUCAAGGAGGCGGGGCACGCACCUCGAGUGCCUCUGAGCGGCAGGGUGCAGUUCCACACGCCGUUCUCACCCGGGUGCCCCACGAAGGCUCUGGCCCACCUCGGCUGGUAUUCAGCAGCUUAGGCCCCUGGCCGAGUGAACCCUUCUCGGGGACUAAAGAGCCCGAUAGAGAAACAGUCUAUUUGCCAUCACUCGCAUCACCCAGACCCAGGCCCUUUAAAUUCAGCUCUUUGUUCGGGCUCCCAAAUAAGCCCUGUCCCGUUCUUGGGGUUGGCAGCACCCUGCCUGCGGCUGGUAGGGGAACCUGGGCCCGCUCGCGCCUCCGGGCUCCAGCCCGGGGACCCUGGGCACAGCCGCCGCGCUCGGCGAUCUCCGUCCCUUGGCGACGAUAUCCCCGGGCCUCUUCCUGCCAGCCCUCUGCUCUCCAGACCAGCCUCCGCACCAGCCCCCCCGGCUCCUGCUCCCUCUGCCCGCCAGCCACGAGGGCGCCCGCCUCCCGCCUCCGAGAGCGCUGGCCCCUUCCGCCAGCCGGCACCGGCCUGCCCCCGCCAGCGGGGCCCGGAUGGGCUGUUGCUAGCCCCUCUAGCCCUUGGAAGACCAGAUCCCCGUGGUUUCCAAAAUGGCUGCUCAGGAGAGUCCUCUCUAGGCACGCUUGGAGGACCCACCUUCACUGCUCUUUUCUCUCCACGUGCCGCUUUUUGGGGUUGAAUGUAACAGGCCCGCAGGGAUGCCAUGACCCACAGGCCUCGAACCCGGGUCCACAGGAGCAGCCGUGCUGCAGCCCUCCACCUGCUGACCCAGGAUCCAUGAAGCCCAGCCCCAGUUUGAGGCUCCACCCCCGACACCCCAUUGCCGUUUUAGGAAGCUGUCUGAACAAGGCUCUCGGCAUCCCAUGGAUGCUGGGCAGGCUCCGUUUCCCUGUCCUCACAAAGAGAUCUCUAGGGACCCUCAGGGCAACCACAUCCCAUCUCCUCAUGGCACUGCCCCAGCAGAAACUCAGGCAAGGGGCGGUACAAAAACUCCUUCGGGGUGACGUGCAUGCUGAGGGACAGGGAGAGGCUGUACGUGUCCUCGGCCCUUGCACAGGCUGUGCUGAGAGUAGAAAGGCUCCUUGUGCCCUCCUGUCCUGCACGUGUGGGCCAGGGGCAGGGACAGUCUGGCCAUAAGUGUCUGGAGUUUUCUAAACUCUUUGACUCAGCGGGUGGGGUCUCAGCCCUACCAGUCAGCACAGGUGGGGAGAGGUGCAAAGCUGGCUCCAAGCCACUUUGGGAGCUUCCCAGUCAUGAGGCCAUUUUGUGCUGCAUAAGUAGAGCGGCCUCGGGGCUGCUCUGUAUUAUAGUACUUGCCAGUGGCCUGCAGUAUGCUGGGCCUGGGGAGAGAGUGUAGGAUUUGCUACAGCAGCUUUAUGCUAGCUGGGGAUUUACCCACGCCAGGGGAACCCUCAGCCCCAGCUGUCUGUUUAGGUCAGGUCUGUGUCAUGUGAUGUAACUAUGAAAUCUUUGCAGACAAAUGCACAAGGAUUCUGUGUAUUUGUACAAACAAUAGGAAGUGGAGAUCAGUGAGGGGGUCUGUUGUGCUUUGCUAGCUAAUCCAGUCUUCUCUUUAUGCACGUUUGCAUCAUAGUCACCACCCUCACUGCCUUGCUGCUCCAGGCAUUUAAUUGGUUUUCUCUUCUUAAUACAAACCACAAACCAAGCCAAGAUGAAGCCACUAGCUAAUCAUGUAUUCUCUGGCUUGCUAUUUUAGCCCGCAGCCAUCAGAUGGCAGUAGUAGAACUCUCCAACGAUCACUAACCCUGUCUUACUAGGGCCUGGUCUACACCUAAAACGUAGGUCAACCUAGCUAUGUCCUUCACCCCCUUGAGAAAUGUAGUCAAGCCAACCUAAGCCCCAGUGUAGACACAAUUAAGUCAAUGGAGGAAUUCUUACAUCGACUGCUCUUGCCUCUUGAGGGGUGGAUUCACUACAGCGAUGCAAACCCCCCACCCGCCGUCGCUGUAGUAGGGGUCCACACGACCAGCAGCGUAUCCCUGGAACGCUUUGGAAGAGGGCUGUAGAAUAUCUCUGUGACACUUCCCAGGGUCCCCAGGCACCACGCCACCCCCUGCCCUUAGCGGGAAGCAGUCUUGUCUGUGCCUACUGUGGUUCAGCUCCCUGAAACCACCAGCCUCUGUCCCCACAAACCUGGCUUCCAGUGCUCUGCAGGCCGCACUCUCUGCAUGCAAGCUAACACUAGGUACACACCAAGCCGGGUCCUCAGAGCACUCCCUUCAGGGCCCAGCCUGUCAGCAGACACUCACAGUAAUUACCAGGUAAGCUGUGCCCAAGUACACACAGCUUGACUGGAACAACUCAGGGUCAGACUCUUUAUAACAGCACAGCACUGGAAUCUGCUUAUCGUGAAAACAACUAUGAGUUUAUUAACAAAGAUUAAGGUUUAAGAGCUACUGAGAAAGGAUAAUGAGUGGAAAGAGAAGUGGUUCCACAUAUAACACAAAACAGAAAAUGCAGACCUACAUCUAUUACUAAUGGCAUCAUUCCUAUUUUAUAAAGUAGAUUUUCUCCCAAGGAUUCAGGUUUUGACAGAGCAGCUGGUUCUCAGUCAAAAUUAGGAUCCAAGUUUUCAUUAAUAUCCCCAUGCCCUACAAGAGGCUUUUUGCUUCUCCUCUCCACUAGAUUUACAGCUUAUUACAACAAUCUCUAACCCAUUAACCCCCCUUUUUGUCCUAUGGCUGCACAGGCAUUAACGGGGCCACUCUACCUUGACUGGUCCCUUCGACUAUACGCUAAGUUCUCACGCUAAACAAUGUGUUCCACUUGGCCUUUAGCUGUGACACUUGGAGUAACUUUCCCUGACCUGAAGAGGAGCUCUGUGUGACUCAAAAGCUUCUCUCUCUCCCCAACAAAAGUUGGUCCAAUAAAAGAUAUUCCCACAUCCACCCUGUCUCUCUAAUAUCCUGGGACCGACACGGCUACAACACCACUGCAUACAAGGUUUUCUUUACUUUAUCAAAACCUUCCUGACAAGCCUUUGCCCAAACAAUUUUGUUUGGGUCUGGCUUUUUGCACAAGUCUGUGAUUGCAGACACAAUAUUACUAAACCUACAUGCCAAUCUCUGGUAAUAGUUAACCAAACCUAUGAAAGACUGGACUUGAUUUUUGUUCUGGAGUAUGGGCCAGUUAACAAAGCUUCUACUUUCAAGGAGAAAUUUGGCCACCCCCACACCCAGUAUCCUACGUAAGGAACUUUGGCAGCUUCCAUUUUGCACUUUGACACCUUUAUAGUGAGACAGACGUCUUUGAGUUUUGUUAAGCAUGGAAUUACUAUCCAGAGAUUUGACAGUAUAGUUUGCUUCAUUUAAGAUUUUUACUUCACUUGAUUCUAUGCUUUCUUUCACAUAUAGUGCCACUCCCCCACGACCUGUUCUGUCCUUCCAAUAUAUUUUGUAUCCUGGUAUCACUGUGUCUCAUUGAUUAUCCUCAUUCCACCAAGUUUCUGUGGUACCUAUUAUAUCACUAUCCUCAUUUAAUACAAAGCACUCUCGUUCACUCAAUCUUAUUAUUUAGACUUCUAGCAUUUGUAUAAAAGCACUUUAAAAAUUUGUCACUUUUUAGCUGUCUGCCAUAACAUGAUGUAAGUGAAUGGGACUCUUUUUCAUUUGACUGUUUCUCAUCAGAGCCUACCCGUAUUUUAUCAUCUUCCAUCCUCUCCUCCUUACAAGGACAUAGAGAAUCUCCAUUAAUAGAACCUCCCCUAAGGGAUGUCUCUGUCCGAACCUCAUGCUCCUCCGCCCUUAUCGGCUUUCCUCCAGCCCUUAGUUUAAAAACUGCUCUAUGACCUUUUUAAUUUUAAGUGCCAGAAUUCUGGCUCCAUUUUGGUGGAGCCCAUCCUUCCUGUAUAGGCUGCCCCUUUCCCAAAAGUUUCCCACAGUUCCCAAAUGGUUUUUAUGAUAUCACCACAAAUUGCUACAUAUUGCAAUAUCAACAAUAUUAAGUCCAUGCAAAGUCUUGUAAUCUGUUUAACACUUGAUUAAUGAGCCUCUGCAAAGUGAUUCCUGCAUUAAUGAACCCAAAAGGUAACACUUUGUACUCACAAAGUCCCAUAUCAGUAAUGGAAAAUACCUUUAGACAGCAAAGCAUGGAGAAAAUCUACUUUCAAUAGCCUUUAACCAACCUAGGUAUUUUGCCUUGCCUAAAGUAUCUAACAUAUCGAUUCUGGGCAUAGGAUAGUUGUCAGGUACUGUGACAGCAUUAAGCUUUCUAUAAUCAACACAAAACCUUAUAGUCCCAGCUCCCGUAGGAAUCAUAACAACUAGUGAGGCACAGGAACUGUCCAAUUCUAAUAUAUCUCCAUUUCCAACAUACUGUGUAUUUCUUUACAAACCUGCUCCCUCAUUUCUUCAGUGGUUUGGGAGGCUCUACUCGGGGCAGGCUGAGGUCCCAGUACCAAUGAGAGACCACCUUCUGAGUCAACCUGGCAUGCUAGAGACAGAGCCGGAUUAACUUUUUGUGGGCCCGGCACCAAACAUAUUUGUGGGCCCCCAUGUGGUUGUGAUGGGCCCCUUCCAAGUGUGAGCCCAGCGUGACAGCACCAUUGAUGGCAUAGUAAAUGUGGUGUUGCCAGGAUGGGAAUGAAAACAUUUAUUCAAAAACAAAAUAAGAUAUUUGAAGCCACACUGAGACCUCCACUCAGCCCAUAGAGAACAAACUGGACUAACAUCAGUGUACCCAGAACACCACUGAAUUUGGUUUGUGUGGGAGGCGGGUUGUUUGUUAGUUUUGUCUUUUUUCUUUAAACACUCAGGGCCUGCUUGGGGCCCUGAACACAAGUGCUUAAUUAGGACACUUAUGAGCUAUAUUAAGCCUGGACGAAGCAGUAAGUGGUGUUACACCUGCAUCUCCCCACCACCACCUCCUCAUUCCAAAGUUAUGUUUCAUAAAUACAUUUUUUGAAAGCUGCAUUUUCUACUUUGGUACAAUAAUGUUUACAAAACUUUGGGGCAGAGUGUGGGGAGGAAAAUUGCUGGUGCCCAUCUUUUGCAGGGAGAAAGGGCCACUGAGAGACACACACUUUACCACGAACGCCACCACAAUCCAGGCUCAAGCUCCUACCCCAAACUUCACACCUGGCCACUCCCUCCCGUCCCUCCUACUGUCCCCAUCCCACACAACUAACUCCCUAACAAAGGCUCUCCUCAAUCUCCCUGCUACUGCCCCCCCACCCACUUUCACCCCAGGGCAGUCACCUCCCUCUCUUCUACUACCCCCCCCACACAAAUACACUGAGCCAACCCCCACCUUCAAGCCACUCUCCCCUCCUUCCCUCUGCCCCUUGCCCCACCUUAACACCCUGCUUCUCCUACACCCUCCACACAGAGUCACCCCAGCUCCCCCAUCGCACCCUGACUUGCCCCACAACUGCCCCUUUCCCCCAACACUGGGCUGCGCCCCCUUCCCUCCCCGGAGGGCAGGGGGAUGUUUCUGGGCAUUCCCAUGGGCAGGGGGCAUGGCAACCAGCACUGACAGGCCCCGUUGUCCCCGCUCCCCUGCUCCCAGGGACCCCAGACAACCCCCCCCCCCGGGGUCGAGACAGUGCCCAGGGGCUGCCCCCAGCUCCCCCCGCCCCAGGAGAGGAGGGGAGACUCGGGGGGGGGGAGCCAGGAGCUCCAAGGGGGAGGGGGUGCAGCGGGAUGAGCGCCAGGAACCUCUCCCUGCACCAGGCCAUCGCCUUGCGGGGGGUUUCUUUUUGGUCCGCUCUACCCACUUCCGCUGGGGCGGCUGGUAGCGUGGUGCGGGGCAUGCUGGGACUCGUAGUGCAGCUGACCGCACAGGUCCCAGGGCCCGAGCGGAACACAGCGGCCAGCACACCCUGCAACACCCAGUCCCUGCUGCACCUGCGCACUGAACCUGAGGGGUUCGGCGGGCGCUGGGGAGUUGCUGGGCUGUGGCCCAGGCUGGAUUAACCCUUUGUGGGCCCCUUCCCAGUGUGGGCCUGGCGCCCCGGCACCACCGGAACCACUGUAAACCCGGCACUGGCUCGAGAAGUCCUGCUUGUUUCUUUGCGGCACAGCCGACAUGCCUGCCCUUUCCGUCUGUGUGAACUCUGCACGAUCACACUGCUCUCUCCUGGGGAGCCCUUAUGGCAGUCAGCCAACGGCUCGAGGCGGGUGCGCUCUCAGAACCCUCCUGCAUGCAACACAUCGUAUUUACAAUGGCUUCUCUGUCGGGAGAGGCUUUCAGCCCAUUGACGUGUGUCAUAAAUUUAAAGGGAAGGGUAACCACCUUUCUGUGUACAGGGUUAAGAAGCUCAGCUAACCUGGCUGGCACCUGAGCCAAAAUGACCAAUGAAGGGACAAGAGACUUUCAAAUCUGGAGGGGUGGGAAUCAAAGGGUUCGUCUGUCUGUGUGAUACCUUUGCCAGGAACAGAUCAAGGAUGCAAGCCCUCCAACUCCAGUAAAGUUAGAAGAAACUAUCAGAGAGGGAAAGCCUCUGGUCAAUCAGUGAAAAGGAAUGCUACACCAUCGUCUACGCACUGGAAAAACUAUGCCCAUACGUUUGGGGACGGCGUUUCCACCUGCAAACAGACCAUGGUGCGCUGAAGUGGCUUCACACCGUCAAGGACAAUAACAAAAAACUCCUUCAAUGGAGUUUAGCUCUCCAAGAUUUUGAUUUUGAAAUACAGCACAUUUCAGGAAUGUCUAACAAAGUGGCUGAUGCACUCUCCUGUGAAAGUUUCCCAGAAUCAACUGGUUAAAAUCAUCCUUGAAAUGUGGGAAAUAUUGUUAGUUUUUAUAUAGUCAGUAGUAUAUUUAGAGGUGUAUGUGUCUUAUUAACUCUGUUUUCUCCUAGAGCUCCAGGAAGAAAUCACAGCCAGUGUGGAACCAGCUGUCCAACACUAUCUGUGAUUUGGGGGGGGGUGUCAUAAAUAUAAAGGGAAGGGUAUCCACCUUUCUGUAUACAGUGCUAUAAAAUCCCUCUUGGCCAGAGGCAAAGUCCUUUUACCUGUAAAGGGUUAAGAAGCUCGGGUAACCUGGCUGGCACCUGACCCAAAAUGACCAAUGAGGGGACUAGAUACUUUAAAAUCUGGAGGGGGGGGGAGGCUUUUGUCUGUCUGUGUGAUACCUUUGCCAGGAACAGAUCAAGGAUGCAAGCCUCGAACUCCGGUAAAGUUAGUAAGUAAUCUAGCUAGAAAAUGCGUUAGGUUUUCUUUGUUUUGGCUUGUGAAAUUCGCUGUGCUGGAGGGAAUGUAUUGUCAAGGUUCCUUCCCCACUCUGAACUCUAGGGUACAGAUGUGGGGACCUGCAUGAAAACCCCCUAAGCUUUUUUUACCAGCUUAGGUUAAAACUUCCCCAAGGUACAAACUAUUUUACCUU